This is a messenger RNA of Engraulis encrasicolus (European anchovy), 3157 nucleotides long. It is a transcript of the gene jund, whose product is annotated as JunD proto-oncogene, AP-1 transcription factor subunit. The record is from RefSeq and is a predicted model, not a curated record. Bases 266 to 1144 code for a protein of 292 amino acids. The transcript has a single exon. Gene Ontology annotation, molecular function: transcription factor binding; RNA polymerase II cis-regulatory region sequence-specific DNA binding; DNA-binding transcription factor activity, RNA polymerase II-specific. Gene Ontology annotation, cellular component: transcription regulator complex. Gene Ontology annotation, biological process: regulation of cell cycle; regulation of transcription by RNA polymerase II; regulation of cell population proliferation. Lineage: Eukaryota; Metazoa; Chordata; Actinopteri; Clupeiformes; Engraulidae.
CAGAUGCUUAUUAACGCCCAUUGCUGAAAUCGUUGCCCUUGGUAGAGAUAUCACAUGAGGAUAUAGAAGUGUGUUUUCCUUUUCUAGUCUGAGAACAUUUGAAAUAUUUUUGGAGAGAGGAUUACGGAACCAGCAACGAAGGACGGGGUCUUCUCGUUCUACAGGUUAUUUGACAAGAUUCACCUAAAGAAACCAUUCGCUUCGUGACGCGUAAAUGCAGAACAACUCUGCACGAAAAGACACACAUCCCAUGUGAGGGGAUAGGAUGGAAACAACCUUCUACCCUGACGAUGUGCUGAAUAAUACUCGAGGAAUUUCAAACAUUUACUCCCAAGACAGCAUGAUGAAGAAGGAUAUCACCUCCGAGGACCAAAGCAGUGCCAACCUGAAGCAAGACCUGCCAGACACCGACGGCAUUCUGAAUACUCCAGAUCUGCUGAAACUGGCGUCUCCGGACCUGGAGCGCCUGAUUAUACAAUCUAACGGUAUGGUCACGACGACACCGACCUCUCAGUUUGUCUAUCCGAAAUCCGUGAGUGAUGAACAAGAAUUUGCCGAGGGCUUCGUGAAAGCCCUGGAGGACCUCCACAAGCAGAACCAAUUGAAUGGGGGACCGUGCUUGCCUCCCGUCAGCCGACUCAGUGCCAGCACCACCAUAGCACUACAGACUGACUUGCCGGUGUACACGAACUUGAACACUUACGGAGGUAGCCCGCUUGGCACUACAGUGAACUAUUCCACGGACACCAUUCCCUUUCCUCCGCCGCCUGCGCAUCCCCUGAGCGCGCAGCAACAAGCGCAGUCGAGGCUCCAGUCAGUCAAGGACGAACCUCAGACUGUGCCGGACAUUCACAGCUUUGGCGACAGUCCACCCCUUUCCCCCAUCGACAUGGACAACCAAGAGCGCAUCAAAGCCGAGAGGAAAAGACUUCGCAACCGAAUAGCCGCUUCCAAGUGUCGCAAGAGGAAACUGGAGAGGAUAUCCAGACUGGAGGACAAAGUGAAAAGCCUCAAAAACCAGAACACUGAACUGGCCUCGACGGCGAGUGUACUCAGGGAGCAAGUGGCCCAGCUAAAACAGAGGGUCAUGAACCAUGUCAAUAACGGCUGUCAGCUACUUCCCAGUCAAGUUCAAGCAUAUUGAGGGAGAGGAAGGCCUGUCCCGCGCUCACUUACUAAGACACUUUCAAGUUCUCCUGGAACCAAAACUCCGAAUGACGUCCUCAGAUGCCUUUUCUCUCUGUCUCUGUCUCUCUCGCUAUACAGCCGUCACGACAUCAUUUCACACCAUGGCCAGAGGAAUUUCACGAACUGGACAUUUCAUUCGUGGUGCUUAUAUGUACAUGAUGGGAAACCUAUGUUUACAGAGCUUUCGUAGCAUACAAAUAUUCUAUCUCAUCUUCUAUGUUAGGAGGGAACAUUCACCAGUCUAUGGACAGUAAUCAUUUAUGUCUUUGAAUUCAAUGACGUGAAUAAGCUAUGAGCAGCUACUUUUUGCAUGAUAAGACAAACUCACUGAGUGCAACUCCAACACAAGGAUGCCAUGCAUGUCGUCCUGGUGUAAUGCCUUACUUGUCUUCGAGAACUUAACCAAUGACAAAUGUGUAUUUUAUAUAUGAAUAUAUACAUAUAUGUUCAAAUAUUCACCCUAUGUCUUAUUUCUUUGAUGUUCUGGUGUGGUGUCUGUCUGUUUUGUGUCAAGUGUUUUAUGUCUUGAGUAUUCAAACUUGAGUGUUACUUUCAUUCAUGUUAAAGGCAUAUACAAAAUGUAAACAUUUCUAAUGAGAUAUUAAACAUCCUGAACAUCUCAGAAUGUGGCUGCCUGUCUAUUGAGUCUACUGAGUGAUGGAGACGGUUAUGGGAUACCUGGGGCAUAAAAGUUGCCUGACUUGUUUUACUUUGUGACUAGGAACACUUAAUAGCCUACCACGUAACCGUUUAGAGAGGGAAUGUGUGAACAUUUUAUGAAAAUUCUGUGUUAUAAAACAAUGCAAUAUUCCAAUACUCCAAAUUACAUUCUAUUGUGCCGAAACUUUUUUAGAAUCUUCAUUGUUCAAACAUUCCUGUCACACUGGCGUGAUGAUACACCUGUGGCACAGGCUUUGCAAAAUUCCACACAGAAAUUAAGAAAGAUGUAUAGAUAAUCCAAUGCCAAUGCAUGCAGUACUUCAGUGAGUCCAUAAGGAAACUACUUGGAGAUUUCUUUGAAGAUCGCCCUCUUAGAAAUAUUAUGGGGGAGGUUUCAUAAAUGUUUCAGAGCAAGUGAUCUACUCCACCCAUGUUAUUUAUUACCCAAUUCACUAUGGUGAGGUUGAAAUCAAAUGAAAUAGGCCUAUGUACGUGUCCUCAGGAGGGAGAGGCAUCUGAACAAAGGUACAAGCGGGGUGUAAUUUGUUGGGGGAUGGGUGGAUUAUUCCCCCUUCUGGUUUUGAUAUUCCCACCUCUGCUGAGUUAUUUUCAUAUCCGGUGGAGGCAAGGAGGACCAUUCCCCCUUCAUACGAAUCAACAUAGCUGUCCUUAUGCUGUUUGAAAUCUGAAGAAACACCUCCACCCCCUUGAUUUUUCAACAUAUUGCACCCUGUGCACAAACAUAGGGCCUUUACACAGCAACUGUAUGAGUCUGCACAUCCAGCAGUUCUUAAUUUGUUUUCAAUUUGUUCACGCAUAUUACUUGAAAAACAAAUUCACGAGGGAUUUAUUUGCAACUUGUCUCUUUGACUUUAAGCAAAAAACAAUUAAAAUGCAAUAUAAACGUAUCUUUAAAUAGACAAGAGCGGUGAUUAAAGCCAAAUGUUGUGCUUAAAUGUUCAACAGCUGAGAGAAGUAGAGGCAAACUGUCUGGAUCCUGCAUCUCUAGUCUUAAAACAGCCUGCAAAAAACACACCAUACUGCAUGACAACAACCAGGUUCAGAGAAAGAAACAGUUCAAUUCAAAUGAAGAAAGAAAGACUGUAGUUCUUCUCAUACAUGUAUACGUGAAUAAGUGAUAUGUAAAACUUAUAUUUCAGCAUCCACUUUCAGAUUGAAAAGGUCUAGUUGAAAAAUGGUCUCAGUAACUUCUGAAACUUUGGAAGAUGGUGAAGAGCAUCUGCAAUUUAGCGAUUGUGGUCACUGACAUAUUUUAGAGCUAGAAACAGUAUCAUAUAAUGGUUAAUAU